This is a messenger RNA of Cuscuta europaea, 3590 nucleotides long. Lineage: Eukaryota; Viridiplantae; Streptophyta; Magnoliopsida; Solanales; Convolvulaceae. The record is from the annotation of a GenBank genome assembly.
GAGAAACGAUGUGGUGGUCAUCAAUGAUCAAACGGUCACAAGAGCGAGAGUAGGGAAUUUCUCUCACCUCUUCUCUCUGAAUAUAUGUGAGGCUCAGCCCCUUUUAUCUGGCUUUCUUUCCAAUUUCGCGUGUAUUUCCCGAAUCCCCUGACAUCGAAGAAAGAACAAGAAACCAGCCACUUCUUCAAACCCCUCUUCCCUCCCAUCUAUCAAGAGAAACCAGGAGUGGUUAAUCGAGUGUGAAAAACCCAAGCAACCCGAUUGAUUGUUCCCAUUGUUUCUGAAAUCGUAUACGUUGUAUUUAGUCUGAACGCUCUUAACUGAGAUCUUGUCCUUCCUACAAUGUUCUUCGCCUUGUAGCGGACAAGGGCAUGGAAGAGGAUUGUAGGUACAAGUAAAAUUGUCUAGAGGGGAGUGGACUAGUGGAGAGAAAAGGAAAAAAAGCUGAGACACUUUCAAAUCUUUCUAGCAGUGGAUAAUAGUGCUUUAUCUGCUCUUGUUGGUGAGUGCCACCGGAGUGUCAUUUUUCCGUCGAGCUUUCAACAAUAUUGUUUGAACUUCUGGUGCAUCUGGAGUGUAACAUAGUAGAACAGAGCUCUGGAAAGGAAUGUGGGGUCAUGGUGCAUGGAGAAGAAUAUAGUUGCUGCUGUGUUCCCUCACUGGAGCAUUGUUGUAAGAAAGUAAUUGGAGGAUACUGUUUUUCACACGGCACUCUUUUUGCUGCUUGUAAAAUUGUGUGCGAUGUCUCGCUGCUUUCCUUUUCCACCACCAGGAUAUGAAAAGAAACCCAAUUCAGUUGAUGCAUUUCUGCCAAAAGAGGAGAAGAGCAAAGAAAAAAGACAUAAAAAGGAGAAGAAAGAUAAAGAGAAGGGAGAAGGUAAAGAAAAAAGGGAUAAGGAUAGAAGGGAGGGGAAACACAAAGAAAAGAAAGACAGAAAAGAUAAACAAAAGGACAAGAAGGAAAAGAGUAGAGACAAGAAAAGGGGGGACAGAGAGAACAAAAGCAAAAAUAAAGAUAAAAAAAGUGUCUGUGAGGAAGCAUUGGCUGUUGGCCAUCCUGGAGCUCUUUCUACUUCAGAAGAACCUGAUAAGAAUGUCAUUAAUUCAGAUGAGAAGAAAACCUCUGUUCAACACGGACAGAAGGCCAUUCAAGGCAGAUUGGGUCUUAAUGGAGAGGCAGAGGAGUCGAAAUUUGUGCAGGAGCUGGCUAGAAGGAUCAAAGAUGAAGAAAAUGGGAAAGGAAUCCAGUUGGCUGGAAGAUUCUCAGGUGAGGGGCAGAAGGAAGAGAAAAUCGGCAAGGUGGUUGGGGUCAAGGUAUCUAGAAGUUUGGCUGAAGACUUGGGAAGUAACAUAGAGAGGAGUGGCGUUGAUGACAGAAAGCUGGGUAGAGGGGUCAGAGUUGACGAAAAUGGAAAAGGAAUCCUGUUGGCGGGAAGAUUCUCUGGUGAGGGGAAGAAGGAUGAAAGAAUGGACAGGGUGGUUGGCGACAAGGUUUCUAGAAUUUUGGCUGAAGAUUGUGGGACCAACAUGGAAAGGAGUGGUCUUGAUGACAGGACGAUGGAUGUCAUGCAAGCAACCGUGAAUGAAUCUAGACGUAGGACUAAUGCAUUUGUCGCCCCUAACAUCUAUAGGUCCAACGAUAAUAAAGUCGAAGGGAUGCCCAUGGCUUGUGGGGUCAAGGGGAAUUCAUUGAAUUUUACUGAAAAUAAGGUUGCAUACACGGAGAAGAGUUUGGAUUGCAGGGGGAUAGAUUCACAUGCUACCCAAAGUGAAUCUAGACAAAGUGGAAACACAAUACUCCCCAACAUCACAGCGUUUGGCAAAAGUAUGUUCGAAGGAAUGCAUAGACCGCAGGAAGAGAAUAACAAAAGGAAAGAGGAAAAAGAGAAAACUAAAGAAAGAGGUGAUGGAAAGUCGGGAGAAAAAGGAAAGGAUAAAGGUAGAGAUAAGAAGGAGAAGGAUAGAGAUAAGAAAAGGCACAAGAAGAGCAAAGACCGGGAAAAAGAGAAGAAAAAGGAGAAGAAGUCGAAGGAAAAAAGUGAUCAUGAUAGACUUCAAAACAUUAGAAGCAAUACAACUUCAGAACUUUCAAGGGAUAGCGAUGCUGGUGCUGCUUUUGAUGUAAAUCUAAAAAAAAGAAAACUUGUUCCAAAUGGUUUUGUACAUGAUGACGAAGCUAGGCCUGCUAAAAUACCCAAGCCUGCUUCUCAUGGGCCAAUACAGAAUGGAGACAAAGUUGAAACUUUCCAUGUUCCUGUCAUUUCAAACAGGCUAAGCGUUUCUGAUAUUAAGGUGGCUAAUAAGACGCAGAAGAGGAAUGGUGCAGUAGAUGGUCAGCCAUCAGUGUCUAUUCCUAGACCAAAGCUUUCGCCUCCUACUACUAGUAUUGGUCAAAUUGCUGAACCAUCUCUAACACCUCCACUUGCUGAUCAAUUUGCCGAAACAACUGGGAGAACUCCUCCAGUUGACCAUACUGCCAAGGCAGUUGGCAGACUUCCCUUUUCUGAUCAAACUGCCGAAACACUUGGCAAACCUCCUAUUUCCAAAACGCUUGUCAAACAUCCAUUUUCCAAAACACCUGUCAAGCCUCCUCAAGCUUAUCAAACUGCUGAAACAAUUGGUAGACCUCCUAGUGCUGAUCACACUGCCGAAACACUUGGCAAACUUCCCUUUUCCAAAACAUCUGUGAAACCACCUCAAGCUUAUCAAAUUGCUGAAACACUUAGGAUACCACCUUCUGCUGAUCAAAUUGUUGAAAAACCUCUCCAUGCUGAUAAAAUUGCUGAAGUGUGUCGGAAACCUCCUAGUGCUGCUAUAUUUGCUGAAGUGUCCAAGAAACCUUCUCAAAACAAUGUAGUUGUUGAAGCACCAAAGAGGUCUCCUCAUCCUGAUGUCAAGUAUCUGAACCAGAUCCUCACUGUUCCCAAAAUGGAAGAGUGGGUUGAAUGCGAUGAUGACAACGAAUGGUUGUUUGGAAGCAAAGAUCCUUCAGAGAAGAAGUCAGGGGUGCGUUCCAACGUGAUCAAUGAGGAGCUCCAGGUAUGGUCCGAAGCUCGGUAUAUAGAAUCUACAGAUAUUUAUGCUCUGCCAUAUGUAAUUCCUUAUUGAGUGCUCUGGGAAUUUGGUGCAAUCCUAUUGGUGAGGUCAUCAAAUGUGACUUGUCACACAUUCAUAACCAUCAUCAGGCCUGGGCAUGAGUAUAUGCUGGGAUUUCGGUUGCAUUGUUUUUGCUUGUGUUCUCAAAUUUUGGGGAAUUUUUGCCCCAAGUAGAACACAAAAUUGAUUCAGAGGGGAUUUUUCCCAAGGCCCACCAAGGUUGACAUCAAAGUUGUCCACAAUCUUAUGCAAGUUGAUUCAAUUAGUGUAAAGCUCAGAGGCUCCUUUCUAAUUGAGUGUGAGAGGAAGUUGAGCUUUGUGGACUUUACACCUCCAGAAAAUUUUGAUUUGUAACAUAGAACUCUUUAUAGAUGUAAAAUAGAGAAAAAUGAAAGCAGUUAUUCCAAUUUAUUUAUUUCUGCUUGUGUCCGAGGCUCUGUUUGAAUGGGCAUGUGGCAAGUCCGAAUUUUUUAUACUGUCUCCUCACUUACAGU